Messenger RNA from Knipowitschia caucasica, 2118 nucleotides. NCBI's taxonomy places the organism in Eukaryota, Metazoa, Chordata, Actinopteri, Gobiiformes, Gobiidae. The record is from the annotation of a GenBank genome assembly.
AUGACGACAGCAAAGGAAGAAGAGAGUGUAACAGAGGCACCAGUGGCCACACCUCAGCCAGCGGUGAUAGCAGGUGAAUUAACAGCCAACACGCCAUCAUCCGACAGAACAAGACCAUCCAUGGAUCCAAGUCCUCAGUUCACCAGAACAGGGACAUCUUCCUUUCUGACCUCCAGUGUCGUACCCGGGACAAGGCCGGCCUUAAGCCCCACACACCAGACUGCUGUAAGCUUCAAAAACCGUUCCUUCCCUCUGGGUCGCCCUCUCCUCCCUCCAACCGUGAGCUCAGGGCCCUCUCCCACCGCUGUAGCAGCCAACGCCACCUUGCUCUACUGGGGGGACCUGAGCCGGACUCUCGCGUUCGUCUGGGAGCUACACGUCUAUGGAACAGCCAGUCUCUUCCUGCUGCUUUUCGCUGGAGCGGCCCUUGGUUUAAUACUCUCUUCCGGUGCUAAAUGCCCUCACCGUGGUGCUCUGGCUCUAGCUAACAUUCUCCUGUUUGUGGCAGGAUGCAUUAGAGCUACAUUCUUUUUCACUGACCCUUAUGGUACCCGCAAAUUCCUCCCCCGCCCCGCUGUCAUUGCCCUGUACAAUCUCCCUUUGCACUUAUUGGUGUGGACUCAAGCCACCAUUCCUAUACUGGCUAUGAGGGCAGCAGGUGUGAGCUUGUUUCCUCCGACUCUGGAGCGCCCCCCGCUGGUUGCAGUGUUGGCCGUGUUGCAUUGCACCCUCCUCCUGGCUUCGGACCUGCUCUCCCCAGCUCUGUCCCCUGUGGUCCCAGUCACGCUGCAGUUCUUGUCUCUGUGCUGGGGGCUGGUUGUCUGCGUCGUUUACCUGUGCUACAUUUUCCCCCACAUUCGCUGCCCUCUUAUUCCUCACGCAGCUCUUCCUGAUGCCUCACAUAGAAAGGCUUGGAGCGGGAGCAGGAAGCUGGUGGUGAUUCUGGGCCGAGUGUUGGCAGUGUGUGCGGUUCUAGGGGCUCUCUGCUGCUGUCUUCAUGCCUAUGCCACACUCUGGCUCUAUGGGCUGCUGGGGGACGGGACGCGCUUCACCUGGGGCUGGUGGCUGGUGCAUUUCUGGGCUCGGCUUCUAGAGUUAGCCUGGGGUUUCUCACUGCUGCUGCUGGCCUCGUGGCUCUUCUGGAAGCCGGAGAGUUGCAGGGGCCGAGACGAGGCAGGGACAGAUGGACGUGCAGCGGGAGACGUGUCCUCCGCGGGGCAGUCCUCCGUCUCAGCACAGCGCCACACCUGCUGGUCCAAGAUCGUUCAGAGUCUGAAAGGAAAGCCCUGCAGAAAGUCUGAUAGUAAUGGGGUAGGGUCAGCGCAGGGAGAGGUGCCUAACAAUUGGGCAGGACAAGACCGAUCUGCCGCCGACAUUAGUAAGAGUCUCAUCAGGAACCAGAACCAGAGCACAGUCCCAGCAGGACCAGUGAAAGACAACAACCGCAGGGCCCACUCUGCGGAGCGCGGCGUUUCUGAUGAGUCCGCUGGAUCUCUGCUCCGUCUCCAGCCGUUCACACGCCCGCCUCAGCGCUCGGUCAGUGGGAGCCAGGACAUAGACAGAGACACUUCAGUUUCACUCUAUGAGUUUGAUCUGAGGCCUCCCUCCCCCAUCGACUUGACCCGCAGCAUCGACGAGGCGCUGCACAGAGAACACCUGCUGACCGGGGGCAGUCUGUUCCACCCCCCUCUGUCUCAGACUCCGUCCCCCGGAUCAGGACUCAGUCAGGGGCCAUGGCUGCGCAGGAACAGUGACCCGCAGCUCUCCGACAGCAGCGAUGCCACAGAGUCCUCUAUGCCUCUAGGGGGCAGUAUCAUGAGCAGUGUUCCCAGCAGGCAGGUCACAGCGCCCCCGACACCUUCUCAUCAGGGGCACAAAUGGGGAGGAGCUCUGGGCAGUGUUCCCUCCUCAGUGUCCUGCCCCGUGUCGCUGCGUCCCACCAGGACGUCCUCCGGGCGCCUGGAGGAGGACGCGGUGGAUGACACGAGGCCCUUCAUUACCCCAGACUCAGACAGGGGGCGCCGGCGAGCAGCAAAGCCUGUAGGGUCUCGCAGUUACCUGGAAGUGUCCCGUCAUGACGACUCUGCCAGUGUGAGCAGUGAGAUUAUUGACCUAUGA